Molecule: messenger RNA, 881 nt
Organism: Cicer arietinum (chickpea)
Lineage: Eukaryota; Viridiplantae; Streptophyta; Magnoliopsida; Fabales; Fabaceae
Source: RefSeq, a predicted model, not a curated record
ACUCUCUCCACUUCCACCUUUUGUUCCGUUUCUCUAAAUGAUGCUGCUGUUGGGAAAGUAGCCUCAACUAUUGAAGAACAGUUUCCUAAGGAUGAUGAAUUUAGAGUUUCAAAAUCUAAGCCCUCUCCAAGCAAUAGCAUUCCUUUGCCUCUUGCAUUUCAGACUCCUUCCAUGCCUUCUAAAGGGAACCCUUCUCAAAUAGUGAAAGAUUUAAGUUCCCCUUCUCUUGUCAGACGGGAGCUUGAGGAACUGGUCUCCAAGAAGCAUUUGGAUUCCAAGAACUUGUCUUUGUUGACUGACUUUCUUGUUAAGCAUCCUUCAGUUCUUUUAAGGGACACUUCACUUAGUAACCGAUACAAGGGUUAUGCAUACAAUUGCCUAGCUGAGCUAUUGAAAUUCCUCCUAACCAAUAGCGUGUUGGAUGUGUUAGGCUCAAGCCAAAAUGAAUUUGUUCAGUUAUUACAAGAUGUGCGCAGAUGUGCUUUUGAUAAGGAUUGGUUGGAUGGUGUCGAAAAGCGUGCUUUGACCUCAUCUGAAGCUGUUUUGGAGAGUAUCAUUCAAAAGGAGGCAGAAAUUUUAGAAACUAAGGCUGCUUUAAGUGCCCCUCUUGGCUAUUAGAAUAUUUUUCCUUUCAUUCUCUUUCGUUCUGUAUGCUGAGGAAAAUAUUGAUUGCUUUUACCGAAUUGAUGAAUUGAGUGGAUCAAUCAUGCUUGGUAAUGUGUGGCCUCUAAAGCUCAUAUAACCUUUCAUGAUAUUUGAUGUGUGGUGUGAAACUUGUUAGAAUUAGCCAUAACGAACACUUCAGAACAUGCUUACCUGUUUUCAUGAAUAUAUGAUGUUGUUUGUGUGAAAAACAUAUUGACAAUAAUUUCUUUCUUUAA